Molecule: messenger RNA, 315 nt
Organism: Paramecium tetraurelia
Lineage: Eukaryota; Ciliophora; Oligohymenophorea; Peniculida; Parameciidae
Exons: 2
Source: RefSeq, a predicted model, not a curated record
AUGCAGAUUCAACUUAUUAAAGCAGGAGUUCUGAUGGAGAGAAAUAGGAAUCUAGGAUAUUCAAAGUUGAAUGAGGAAUGCAGUGUAUAAAUAAAAUAGAUGCACAUUAAUAAAUAGCCAAUGGAGUUUCAUUUAGUUGAAAUGAAGUAGCAAUUUUUCAUCAGGCGAAGACAAGACAAUAAAUAUCUUAUGAAUAAAAAGAAGCAGAAAUAUGAAGUAAAGGAAUCUAAGAGUAGAAAAUUACAAAACACAGAACCCAAAAAUUCAGGCUCAAAAACCAAAGAAAUAAAUAGGGUUGAACAAUUUAUUCAAUGA